GUCCUCACCAGAGCAGGACGAGUUAAGACAAACCAGGGCGGAGUGCAGAGUAAAAGUAGUACAGUCGGGGGCUGACAUGUCAUUUGAGCUGCAUGAAAGUAAGGGCAAACUUGAGACUGUGAUCUCUGUGAGCUUUUUAAAGAAAUCAGUGGAGAUCUCUGAGAGGGGUGUGUUUGCGUGUGGGGGGCGUGUAUACGUGUGUUUGGGUGAAAACUGAAAACUUAAAGGCAUUACUUUCACAACAGUGAUUCAUCUGCUGCCGGCCUCACAUCAGCUGUUUGUGCUACAGGAAGAAUGUUGGGUAACUGCCUCACAUUCGGCCGAUCCCUCGUGAGGAGGAAGAAGGUGGACCAAGACAAUCUGGAGGAGUCCAAGCUGUGCCGAUGCCUCUCCACUGUUGAUCUCAUUGCCCUUGGGGUCGGAAGCACACUGGGGGCCGGGGUCUAUGUGCUCGCUGGGGAGGUGGCCAAAGGCAACUCUGGCCCCAGCAUCGUGGUGUCUUUCCUCAUCGCUGCUCUGGCCUCUGUGAUGGCCGGCCUUUGCUAUGCCGAGUUUGGUGCACGUGUGCCAAAGACGGGCUCGGCCUAUCUGUACAGUUAUGUGACUGUGGGGGAGCUUUGGGCCUUCAUCACAGGAUGGAAUCUCAUUCUGUCAUAUGUAAUAGGGACCUCUAGUGUGGCUCGUGCCUGGAGCGGGACGUUUGAUGAGCUCAUAGGGGGGCACAUUGAGAAGUUCUGCAAAACAUACUUCAAAAUGAGUUUGCCUGGACUUGCUGACUACCCUGAUUUUUUUGCAGUCUGCCUGAUCUUACUCCUAUCAGGCCUUCUCUCUUUUGGGGUGAAAGAGUCAGCUUGGGUCAACAAAAUCUUCACAGCUGUAAACGUGGUCGUGCUGAUGUUUGUUAUUGUCUCUGGAUUCGUCAAAGGAGAUUCACUCAAUUGGAAUCUAUCAGAAGAAUCUCUCAUAAACGUCACCAUUGUAACAAGGAAUCUGUCAUACACUGCUAAUGUGACCAGUGAUUAUGGUGCGGGGGGAUUUUUGCCUUAUGGUUUUAGUGGGACACUGGCGGGCGCUGCCACAUGCUUUUAUGCCUUUGUAGGAUUUGACUGCAUUGCAACCACAGGCGAGGAGGUGAAAAACCCUCAAAGGGCGAUUCCAAUUGGUAUAGUUGUUUCCCUGCUGGUUUGCUUCCUCGCCUACUUCGGUGUCUCUGCGGCUCUUACUCUCAUGAUGCCUUAUUACCUGUUGGAUGAGAAGAGUCCUCUGCCUGUGGCUUUUGAAUAUGUGGGCUGGGGACCUGCGAAAUAUGUAGUGGCAGCUGGAUCACUUUGCGCUCUGUCAACCAGUCUGCUGGGCUCCAUUUUCCCAAUGCCUCGUGUAAUCUAUGCUAUGGCACAGGAUGGGGUGCUUUUCAAAGUGUUAGCCCAAAUCAAUCCUAAGACGAUGACCCCACUUAUUGCCACAAUGUCUUCUGGUAUAGUUGCAGCUAUCAUGGCUUUCCUGUUUGACUUGAAAGCACUGGUGGACAUGAUGUCUAUUGGAACUUUGCUGGCAUACUCUUUAGUAGCUGCAUGUGUUCUUAUCCUCAGAUAUCAGCCGGAUACUGUGUUUGAGAAGUCCAAAAACAAGGAAGGAAAGGAAGAAGUUGGUGAAUCUGAACUGACUGAAUCAGAGUCCCACCUCAACAUGUUGAAGGAUGGAGGAAUAACCCUGCGCUCUCUGCUCAACCCUCCACUGCUGCCCACCGGACAGACCUCAUCAGCGGUCAAUGUAGCCGUUAUCAUUAUAGCGCUUGCUGUGUGUGUUGUAAGCACACUCAACACAUACUAUGGACACGCCAUUGUUGCCAUGGAGCCCUGGGCCCUCGGGUUGCUGGCGGCAUCAUUGUUCAUCUUCCUUUUGUGCUUCCUUUUGGUUUACAGACAACCUCAGACGAAAAAGAAAGUUUCCUUUAUGGUUCCUCUGUUGCCCUUUUUGCCCAUCUUGAGUAUAUUUGUCAACGUGUAUCUCAUGGUUCAGCUCAGCGGGGACACAUGGAUCCGCUUCUCCAUCUGGAUGGCAAUAGGUUUCAUCAUCUAUUUUGGUUACGGGAUGUGGCAUAGCACUGAACGCAAGAGGCAUCUACAGAACUGCGGUGCUGUGACAGAGAAAAAGAAGCUGACAGCAGGCGAAGGCUCUGAGGAGUAUGUGACUCGCACAGAGAAGACCAGUCCAUGUUAGACAGAAACAAACUGUUAUUCACAGUAUUCACCAACCAGCUGACAGACGUGAGCUCUGUGUACAGCUCUGCCUUUACAGUCACUGCCAUCAUGAACAAUGUUUUAUAACAUCUCUCAGUGUGGAUGAUCUCAUAUGUGCUGUGAUUAUCACGUAUAGUGAGACAGGGGUGUGAAAAUGUAUCAUGUAUUAUUCAAUGAUCUGACAACACUAAAACAAAUCCAAGUCUUACAGAAUUAUUGAUUAUGCAUUAGAACUGAAAUUGAAAUCAGGUCAUUGUUAGAGCAAAUUUUAUUUACACCCCUUUUAGACAUACCUCUGAGUAUGAGUUAUAUGCAUUUAAAUGUGUUCGGAAGUAAAAAGGGAACACACAUUUUUAUUUGCCAAUACUUAAAAGUAUUAUGAUUCCACAGUCAGUACCUAAAGUUUACUUAGCCUAGAUUGUUACAAUACAAUAAACUAAUAGAAAUUGUAGUUGUGGGACAAAAUUGUGCAUUAAACUUGCAUAAUUCAAUAAAGGUGGAAAAGUUAUGUAUUGCUGAUACUGUAUGUAUUAACAACAUACAGUAGCUUCUUUUUUUUACCAUCUUAAGUGUUUACUUCUAAGAUUUAGUAUUAAUUCUUAUUUUACAUCUUAUUGCCAGAGAUGCUAAGCUGCUCCUAUAACAGGAGUUUUCUUGUAUUCUGAUAACACCACGUUUUUAUUUUCACUCUGUAACUCUUCACGUUGUUUGUGUUUCUGUACUUGCGUUGAAUGUUUGAUAGGGAUCCUACAAUGUUUAGUACUCACAGGUCAAUCUGUUGUCUAACAACCAAAGGUGACAUAAUUUGUCAUGUUUUAAAUGUAGUACUAUAACCCUUAUUCACUUUAUUUACUUGCUGAAGUUCUUGUCUAAAGAUGCUUGAAAAGUAACUGUCAGUCAUGUUUUCUGUGCAAACAUUCAUAAUGUACAUCAAUUGUGUUUCAGAUGCAUUUUAAUUGUUUAUGUAAUGGACAUGUUGAUUAUGCCAUUGUCAUUAUAUUGCAAUGUGGUUUCAUGCAAGAUAAUAAAAGAUUUCUUCCCAUUUUUAACCAAGUCUUCCACACUUAAAUAAAUAAA
This is a messenger RNA of Triplophysa rosa, 3317 nucleotides long. RefSeq names its product solute carrier family 7 member 2 (gene slc7a2). The record is from RefSeq and is a predicted model, not a curated record. The transcript has 12 exons. The coding region runs from base 295 to 2220 and encodes 641 amino acids. Gene Ontology annotation, cellular component: plasma membrane. Gene Ontology annotation, biological process: transmembrane transport; amino acid transport. Lineage: Eukaryota; Metazoa; Chordata; Actinopteri; Cypriniformes; Nemacheilidae. Gene Ontology annotation, molecular function: amino acid transmembrane transporter activity.